Molecule: messenger RNA, 162 nt
Organism: Perkinsus marinus ATCC 50983
Lineage: Eukaryota; Perkinsozoa; Perkinsida; Perkinsidae
Exons: 1
Source: RefSeq, a predicted model, not a curated record
AUGGAAGCCCUCCAUGCGGUGUCCUUCAACCGCUCUUUUUUGGCCCUACCAGAAUUCCGCCUCUUCGUGUCACCUCUGUCUGAGGUGGCCUCAACUGAAGCGCCACCUAUUACGAUCAAUGGCACGACGAGGAGUAUAGUCGAGAACCAGGAGAUUCGGGAG